Blepharisma stoltei is the source of this 3809-nucleotide messenger RNA. The record is from the annotation of a GenBank genome assembly. Lineage: Eukaryota; Ciliophora; Heterotrichea; Heterotrichida; Blepharismidae.
AUGAAUUAUAUUUGAUAUUUUAUUUUUGCAAGCUUUGCCUAUUGCCAGAUAAAAAUAAAAAUCUUCUAUAGCUCCGAUACUGAUUCCACACUGGUUUCAACAAUUUCCGAUUUACUACAACAAAAUUACAUCAAUCAAGUUGAAACAAAACUUAUUAAUUUAAGCCUAAAUCCUAUAUGGCUUACCUCAGAAGAAAUAUUUCAUAUGGCGAUUGACUUGACUUUUACUAUAUCUUUAUCUAAUCUGAUAAAGCAAUAUGCCUCCCAAAAUAAAAUAAUCAUGAUUUCUCUUCAAGACUCUCCCUCAUUUAGCAGCUGAGAGUUUUUCAUUCAUCCUCCAGAAGAGGCCCAAACUAAUGCCCUUUCAGCUCUCAUCUCUUAUCUAAAUUGAGAAAAAAUAGUUGUUCUCGCUGACUCUGAUUGAACAAAAUUUAAUAAAGCUCUUCCAAGUGCAAAUAUUAAAAACUUUUUUUUCCCUAGUAACGGAGAUCAAAAAUUAGCUGAAAUUGUGAUUAAAAAAGAAAUCAAGCCUACAGGAAUAAAAAAUAUUGUGAUUUUAAAUAAACGCGAAGAUGCUAAUUUUCUUGUAAAAAGUAUAAAAAAUGCAAAUCUAUUUAGUUUGGGAACUGGGAUAAUACUAGGGACUAAAAGCUGAUAUAAUGCAACUGAAACUGGGCUAUUUGGGAUAGUUGAAUUGGGACUAGAAAAUGCAACAGAUUCUUAUAGCUAUGAUGCGCUAGGAGUUGAAAAAAUAAUAAAUAUUGUACUUAAUUGCAGACAAUGCUCAGAUAUUCAUGAUAUUAGAAGUUAUUUAGAAAAAAAUACGAUAAAUCAUAGGCCAAUAUCAAAUUUCACAGUUUUAAAUGUCAAAUAUAGUGAAAAAACAAAAGUGGGGUAUAUUUAUGAUCAACAGAUAGUUAUUUCCGAAGCCCUAGUUUUUAUUGGAAAUUCAUCUGUAAUCCCAAAUUCUCCUUAUACAAAUAUAACAAUUUCUAUAUCAGAUGGUGUCACAAAUCCAGGAUAUAGUAAUAGCUCAUACUCAGAUAAGAUUAAAGGAGGAGCAAUAUAUGCAUUAAUGUAUGCAAAAAAUAAUAAUUUUAUUGACGGCUUUGAAAUUUUGGUUACCCAUACAGACUGUGGCGCUGAAGUUUAUUAUCCAAAAUUUUCUCUUAGCUGUUUUACUAAGCUAAAAAACAGCCUUGGCGUUGGACUUCUAACUACACCUUACCUGCCUACAGUAAUUGGGAACAUAAAUUCGUUGCGAGCUCUAAAUAUUUCAAUUCCACAAAUUUCCGAAAUCGCAACUUCCCCAAUUUUGAUGAAUAAAACCACUUAUCCUGAAUUUAUGAGGAUGACCAAAGACAACCGUUAUAACUUUGCUGGCUUUUUGAACCUUUUCGCGAUUUUUCAAUGAAAAAAAUUUAUUAUUGUAUAUGACCAAACACCUUCACAAAUUGUUUCUUAUCAGUUUCUUUUAUCAAGCAUAAACCAAACAGGCUUUGAAAUUGUAAAUGCUCCAGAUAAAAGAGAAGUUAAGCAAAAUUAUAACCAUAGCGAUUACUCUACAUAUAAGCCGUGAAUGGAAGAGUUUUUGGAGUCAAAAGUAAGGAUUUUUCUUCUUUUAAUGAUCCCUCCAGCACAGCUUUAUUUUGUUGAAGAUUUAUAUAAUGCAGGUUUCAGAAGGGGAGAUAUAAUUUUAUUUGUGUAUAGCAGAUCGACUAGUGCUUUUGCCUAUGAGCCUGAUCCUGCACAAAUGAAGAAAUUGGAAGAGCUAUAUUAUGGAACAAUCACAAUGGAUCAAGCAGAAUGAGUUGGGGAGUAUGGGGGAAAAAUAAAGCAAGGCUAUGAAAAAGCAUUUUCUGUAAGCAACACUGCUUAUCGUUGCUUUUCGUUUGACACGGCUAUGCUUUUAUUGAAUGGAAUUAAAUAUACAAUCGACCAAGGAGGAAAUGUUGAAGAUUUCGCAACUCUGAACGCUAACUUAAGGAUGCAGAGGUUUAUAGGAUGCUCACUCUUCCGUAGCGGACAAAAACAUUUUGUUCACUAAUGGAGGGGGAUUUAUUUUUUUUAAAAAAAAUUAUAUAUAAAUUUUUAUAAAUCCAAUUUGCAAAAAUUAGUAAAUAAAUAUUAAUUUGUAAAAUUUAUGUUAUAAAAUGCAAUUUGGUUAAAAUUAAACCGAAUUAGCUAGAGAUUUCAUUAUACUAAUUAUCACUUGUAUAUUAAAAUUUUUUUGUUUGUUCAUGGAGAAAGGGUUUUUUGAGCAUAAAUAGGGAUUUUUCCAAUGCUUUUGUUCGCUCACGAAGGGGGGAGUCAGGAACUGUAUCAAUUGACAAGGAUUCAAAUGAUAGAAGUACAGCAGUUAUUGGGAUUUAUAAUAUCAGGUGAAGUGAAAAUAGUUUAUAUAAUUAUCAAAUAGGGACUUAUGAUCUAAGCAGCCAACAGUUAUUUACUUUUACUGAUAAUAUUAUCUGAUAUGACAACUCUUCAAAUAUUCCAAGCGAUUUAAUUGCUUAUUCUUGUGAUUUUGACCCAAAAAGUGUUGAAUUUUCGAUGAAUGGGGCAAGUUUUCUUUAUAUUGUGGACUCAUGCGUGCUGAUUAGCGUUUUUAUUGCUCUUUUUAUAAUAAAACAAUAUUGGUAUCAUAUAAUGAUAAAGCCACUAGUGUCUUCAAGAGAAGCUAUAUUUGGAGACUACCUCGCCUAUCUCAUAAUUUUUAUAGAUUUCCUCCAAUUUCUCUUCUUAGGCCCAGAUUUCAGCGCCUACGACAAAUAUUUAACUCAACUAGUUAAAAUCUCUAUGUUUCGAUUUGACUGAGAAUCUUCUAAGGACAUGUAUUUAAUAUAUUUUUACAUCAGUUUUGCAUUGUCUUUUAUUGUCAUAUUUUUUAGCACCAGAAAUCUAUGAAAUUGUUGGGGAAGAUUCAAAAUAUCUUUUUGCGAUAUUUAUGAGAAACUGCCUGAAUGACUAAUUCCUUUUGUUGGAAAUAUAUGCUACAUGCCUAUACUUUUUACGCUAUUAGGAGUAUUUCAAUGUGACCAAAGCAUAGGAAAUGAGAUUACAGAUAGCUUUAUGAGGCAAGAUUGUGAAAUAUUUUGUUGAAAAGGCUAUCAUAUAACAUUAGUAGUCCUUGCAAUCAUUACGCUAAUUCUUUAUUUACCUGUUGCAAUGAAUUUAAAAUUAUAUUGUGACGCUAUAAAUGUGCAUUCAAAUAUACAAGUUUGACCUACUUUUUUACUCGAAAAGCGAGUACUUCAAACAAUUGUGAUCGCGCUAAACAAUAUCCUGCUAGUCCAUUAUCCAUCACUAUAUGGACUCAUAUAUAUUCUAUUGAUAAUUUGCUUUAUCAUUUUUACAAAAUUGAAGCGGAAGCAAUAUAACUACAGUAGAUGCAAUCUUUGACUAAUGGUUUCAUAUAUAGCUGUUAUUUGAAACAUAGGGAUAUCCUCAAUAUAUAAGCUUUCUGAUGAUGGAUUUUUGGAGAAAUGAGCUUCCCUUCAAUAUGGAGGAUGAUUUUUCUUAAUUUAAUCUAUAUUAAAAGAAUCAAUAUAAAAUAAUUUUUACUAGUCUAUUCUAAUAAAAAUUAGACGAUUUUUAUUUUUGUUAUAAAAAGGAGAGAUAUUGAUUAUUGCAAUGUUAAUUCAGAAUUAUUAUUGCCCCUCUCUCCUUUAUUCAGAGGACCCUCCAGACAUUGCUCUUUUUUUUAGGUUUUCAUUAGGCAAAUCAAUAAAAGCAAUCCAAAUAAAUCAAUUGAAUAGAGAAAGAAAUAGCAGAUCUCAAUUUUCUAUUUCUCAAACGACAGUCAAAAUUUAA